Molecule: messenger RNA, 657 nt
Organism: Emiliania huxleyi CCMP1516
Lineage: Eukaryota; Haptophyta; Isochrysidales; Noelaerhabdaceae
Exons: 2
Coding region: 1-657 (218 amino acids)
Source: RefSeq, a predicted model, not a curated record
AUGCGGCUCUGUGAUCCUGAGCAGGUGGCCACGGUGGUGGACGUGUGGCGGCACAGUGCCAGCGAACACGUGCGUGCGGACGCCGGGGAUGUCCUCCUCGCGGUGAACCCGCUCCUCUUGGCGCCGCACGUCGACCCGGUGAUUGACGGCCUCGCGGACUGCAACUCGUUCGCGCGGCUGGCGGCCGUCGCAAUGCUUCAGAAGCUGCUCGGCCACGGAGUCCUCACGCCCGAGGUGCUGAGGCAGCACGACGAGCAGCUCAUGGGCUCCUUGCGGUCGGAGCACUGCGACGACGUCGUGCGCGAUCUGGUGGGCAACGAGCUCAUGACCGUCGCCUUCGAGCCGGGCGGCCUCGGCGCUAGCCGGGGCGACCUCAACGUGGCCGCGAACCGGUACUUCGGCCUGCAGCAGCGUGAGGGCGACGGGGCGCAAGAGGUGGCGCUCGGCCUGCUUGACGGGACCUUGCCGCAGCACCCGCUGGCCAUGCACGUCGCGUCGGGGGCCGUCGCAGAGGGGAACCUCGACGGCACGCUGCCGCACCACCCGCUGGCGAUGAGAGUCAUGUCCGGCACAGUGGCACCCGCCGUGGCGGAGGGACGGCUUGACGGCACGCUGCCGGAGGACCCGCGCAACGUGCGCCUCCUCGACGGCACGUGA